GUGUCCCCGGGAGGGAGGGAGGAGGAGGAGGCAGCGGGUGUGUGUGGCUGCAGCGCUGUGGUCUCCCUUCUCCCUUCUCUCUCCUCCUCUAAAUACAUGGCCGCUUAUUUAUCUUCCUCCCGCCAGGCCUGGGUGGCUCGCCCUUCCCCCCUCACCCCCCGCCGCCGGGGUCGCACGGACGCGGUGUCCUCAGUGCUGUGCUUCCUGCUCACCCGGUGACACACACACACACACAGACACACACACACACACAGACACACACACACACACAGACACACACACACACACAGAGAGAGAGAGAGAGAGGUGCGGUGCAGUAUGCGCGAUGGGCAACUGCUGGGCUCAGUGCUUCGGGUUGUUUAGGAAAGAGGCCAACAGGAUCCAGCGAGGCGGAGGAUCGAAGUAUUUUAGGUCGAGCGCUCACGGAGAACACUUUACUAUAGAGUUUGAGAAUUUGGUGGAGAGUGAUGAGGGUGAAAGCCCAGGAGCCAACCCCAGACCAAUCAGUGAAGAUGAAAUCCAAAUCCUUCAGAAUAGACAUUAUGACUCCAUUGCCGAGAGGCAAGGGAUGGUGGACAGCCAGCUGCAAACUGAGUUAGCUGCACAAGAGGAACAGUUAAGGAUAGAAGAAGAGGCAUUUUAUAAUGCCCAGCGUGAAGCAGCCAGGGCAGCAAAACAGAAAAGGCUUUUGGAGCAACAAAGGUUACAAAAGAUGAAAAGGAGAGCAAAGGUUGCUGCAACCCCUGACCAACAAAAAGGAGAUGGAGGAGAGGAGGACUUUGAAUCCUACCUACAGAAUGCAAAAUCUCAGUCUGAAGCCUUCAGGAACCAAUGCAGAAUCUCCUCAGAACCUACUAUUCUGACCCCAAACACUGAAAGCAGCUGUGAUUUGACAGUAAAAACCAAAUCAACAAGUGGAAACGAUGAUAGUACUUCACUGGACCUCGAGUGGGAGGAUGAAGAAGGAAUUAACAGACUGAUUCCAAUGAGAGAACGCUCAAAAACAGAGGAAGACAUUCUGCAAGCAGCCUUGAGACACAGCAGCCGUAGGCCUGGGAGCAACCCCAUGUCUGCUUCAGAUGAGUCCACAGGAUUGGAAUGGGAAAAUGAUUUUGUCAGCGCCGAGUUGGAUGAUAAUGGGAAUUCCGAAUAUGCAGGUUUUGUGAACCCGGUUCUAGAACUCUCUCCUAGCGAUGUGACUACUUCAGAGAGUGACCAGCAGGGUUGAUAGUGCUGUUCGUGGACGACGUGGAUUGAUUGAGACCAAACUUUUGAAAUGUUGCAAGAAUGUAUUUCCAUCUACGUGGGACUUUUUACAUUUUAAAGUGGGUGUAUGACUCUGUGUAUAGGCCACUAAAGAAUGCGGUUGAUUUGUAUCACGUUAGCACACUUAUGGAUCUAAUUUGCUAUAUUUCUUAACAGAUUAUUAUGUAGAAAUGUGUAAUUAUCAAAUUUCUUUAAAAAAAUACUGAAAAAUGUAUUCUUCAGCACAUUUCAUGUGUUUAAAAAUUCAGUGAAUGCCCUUUCUUUAUUAAGAAAUCUGCUACGAAAUACCACAAAUUAGACCCCGCAAUUUCUGAUAAGUGCAAUUCUUGUAAACUUCAAACUUAUGAAUGUUUUUUUUAAAACCCGCUACUCUGGGUGUGAACUAAAGAAGGCUGUGACGUGAUUGGGGAAAAAAUAUGCUAUAAAUGGUUAAAAGUUUCUAGAUC
Callorhinchus milii (elephant shark) is the source of this 1712-nucleotide messenger RNA. RefSeq names its product adaptor related protein complex 1 associated regulatory protein (gene ap1ar). The record is from RefSeq and is a predicted model, not a curated record. The transcript has 10 exons. Gene Ontology annotation, biological process: negative regulation of substrate adhesion-dependent cell spreading; regulation of Arp2/3 complex-mediated actin nucleation; negative regulation of cell motility. Gene Ontology annotation, molecular function: AP-1 adaptor complex binding. Bases 326 to 1228 code for a protein of 300 amino acids. NCBI's taxonomy places the organism in Eukaryota, Metazoa, Chordata, Chondrichthyes, Chimaeriformes, Callorhinchidae.